Molecule: messenger RNA, 1041 nt
Organism: Adineta ricciae
Lineage: Eukaryota; Metazoa; Rotifera; Eurotatoria; Adinetida; Adinetidae
Source: the annotation of a GenBank genome assembly
AUGACGACGAGUGCUGCUGCUGCUGCUGCUGCGCGAAAGGAGUGUGUUAAAGGACAAGAAUGUAAACAAGCUGGUGUUGCACACUGCGAAGGAUGUUUACAAACAUUUUGUAUCAGACAUUUCAAUGAUCAUCGUCAGUCGUUGGAUGCUGAACUUAGCGAUCUUUCUAGUGAUUACAAUAAUUUUAAAACGACACUUGACCUCGAAGCUGCGAAUCCUUUCGUAGAGAUACGUCUUCAAGAGAUCAAUCAAUGGGAAAUGGAAUCGAUCCUAACGAUCCAAAAGAAAGCCAAUGAUUUACGUGAAACGUUAUCACACGUGAAAGACGUUCAUAUAGAAAGUCUAUCCACGAGAUUUCAAAGUUUGGUUCGACAAAUAGAAGACAGCAAAGGCAAGGAUGAUUUCGUUGAAAUGGAUAUCGAACGUUGGAGGAAAAGAUUGAAUGAUUUAAAAUCAAAUUUAAUCUCGCCGACAACGAUUAUUCUUGCUCAACAUUUAAGCACGCCGUUAGUUGCUACUAUGUCAGUGGACUUCCUCUGGACAGGAAAUGAACUGUUUGAUCGGGUUCUUAGUAAUGAUAUAAGAAUUGAAGAAGAAGGAGAAGUCGUUCGAGCGUUGAGCUUUUUCAUGGUGGCGAAUGAAAUACGUGGAAAAAAUAAUUAUGCAUUUGGCUGUCAUAAGAUUCGUCUUCGGAUUGAACAUUUAUCCAAGCAAUGGGCUUUCUUAGGAAUCAAUUCAGCGCGAAUUCCUUUGCAAAAAAACUCCUACGAAGUCAAAUCGGCGUAUGGAUGGUGCAGCAGUAAUUACAACUAUGUCAAAGGAAAAGCUCUACCGAAAACGUCAGGUCCAGCUAUUGAAAUGGAGGCGAACGAUUCAAUCACAUUAAUUUUCGAUUGUGACAAUCGACAAAUCUCGAUGAUUAACGAACGUACUCAAGUUAGACAUGAUCUAACUGUAAAUCCAUGCUAUUGUCCAUUUCCUUGGCAACUACAUGUUGUCUUGCGUAACCGACAGAGCUGUAUUCGUCUCCUGUCGACAUAA